GCCGGCAAUGCCUCCGACGUGGCGGGCCCUUCGCGACGUCUCGAGGCAUUCUGAGGAGCUCAAGGCCGAGCAAGAGAUGGAGCUGCAUUCCGAUGGCGACGAGUGGAUGUUCGCAGGCUUGGCCGAUGAUACUCUGCCUCCCUCGUCGUACGCAAGUCGGUUGCGGCGCUCGUCUCGCUCGCCCAGCAAGAGCCGUGCUGUCCAGGCCACGCCUUCACCCCGCAAGCGCAGAAGGACAUCUGCAAGGACAAUGAGCAGUCAAACAUCAGUCAAGUCCGACGUGCAGGAGGAUGAUUACGGACAGGAGAUUUGCUGGGAAGAAGCAGACCUUGACGCUCUCGUAAGGACCGAUACACGAUUGAGCAAGCAAGCAGCACCCACAGACGGUUCAGUGGCAUUCAAGACCGCCAAAGGAAAUCAAGUGGCCAGACCCUCGGCUCAAGCGCGCAGCAAAGCUCAAGCUCUGCUUGAUCUGCCCUCGUCGCCUCAGCAGAACACAAACGCACCUCAUCUGCCUGACCGGCCACGAAGGUCGCGUCGGCCUACGCUGUCUUCGGGCGCACUAGCCUCGAUAGAGGCAGAUCGCAUCGAGUCAGCUGUACGUGCUUCACAAGUGCCUGAUCCGGCGCCUUCGUCCUCUGCGGCGUCAGACACAGAUCGUCUCAUCGCUUUGGAAGAAGAGCGGUUUGGGCAGAAAGCACAGUCCUUCCAGACCGCGACUGCGAGCGCAGGCUUCAUCUCUGGUUUCGGCAAGACAUGGGCUGCACCUUCAUCGCAAGCGCUCAGACAAGCGCGUGCAAAGCUAGAAGCAGACCUGACCCCGCCUGAUGCCAAUGCUGCUCCCCCUCCCGCGAGAGAAGGGCUCACAGACGAGUUCAAGACGCCAGCCAAGGGCUUCAAGGUCAAUCUGACGGAGAAGCGUGCACCUUUGGGUGCAUGUAGUCCCAAUACCGUUCAAAGGUCGCCCCUCCCUGCCAGAGCCCUGCGCUUAGAGCAUCCUCAGGCAGACAAGUUCGUGACGAUCGCCGUCGAGACGAGGUUAGAUCCUGUUGCUCCAUCCAACAAUCUAGUAGAAACUGCCAGUAUGGCAUCGUUCCGAACCGAUACAGCUGCUGAGACGCCGCUACGCCCUCUUCGCUCGGCUACUAAUCACCUAGCUUCUCCUGCAGUAACGAGCAGGACAACGCCUAAGCUCCAAAAGACGGCUACGCCGACCAGAAGGACAACUCUGCAAAACGCUACGCCGGGACCUUCUGGCAGGAAGAUUCACCUGGGCAUGACGCCUCGAUCUGCUCAUGCUGGUUCGCAUAAGAAGUUCAAAACGCCUUUCAAGAACGGCCAGAGACCGGCUCAUCUAGAUCUGGCAAGGACAGUGUCUAAUGUCAGUACACCUACGAGAGGACCAGUGCUCAGCAAGCUACGGCCUCUGCCUUCGGAGCAAAAGCGCGAGCUGGACAUCUCUAUCGAUGCUGCAUUGCGACUGACAUGGCAGCAAGCGCAAAUACAUCCGUGUAACGUCUCGUGCUGCACAGAAUCGGUGCCCUUGCUCACUUUGAAAAGCGCAGCACGAUAUGCAUUUGCUCCGCACCAAACUGCUGCUCAAGCUUUGCAAGACUUACUGACACGCGGGAUGACGAUGCUAGAUCAACCUUGGGUCACCAAUCACUGGUCUCAGAUCUUAUGGAAGCUCUCGUCACAAUGUCACCACACAGCUGCGCCGUCUGUCAUGCUGUCACGAUGGUCAUAUGAGCACGUGAUGCAUCAACUCGGCAUACGCUACGAUAUCGAGAUCAAUCAGGCCAAACGCUCGAUUCUGAAGAGGAUACACGAAGCAGAUGCAUCGCCUGCCUCGUCCAUGAUCUUGCUCAUCUCUGACAUAUUGCUAAGCGAUUCGGAAGACGAUCCGGACAACGAAUGUCGUCCUAUUGGCCUAGAACUGUCAGAUGGAUGGUAUCGCAUCAGAGCCACUAUAGAUGCUGCACUCUUACGAGCGAUUGCGAAAGGCAAAUUGAAGACCGGCAGCAAGAUUGCGAUUAGCGAAGCGAGACUGAAGGCAUCCAUUCGUGACGGCGUCGAUGCCUUGCGCGCACUCGAAUGCUCGACGCUGGCCAUCAGCGCUAACGCUAUGAAACUCGCUCGAUGGGACGCUCGACUAGGUCUGCACCCUGGCAAGUUUGUGUCGACUUUGCGCAGUCUCAACAGCGACGGAGGAGCGGUCGGUCUGAUGGAUCUAGAGAUUCUGAGCGUGCUACCCAUCGGCUUCAACUACGCUGGACGACAGAACGAGGGCGAGGCGGCUGUACAGCCCUGGCAUGAAGGUGAAGAGAUGGCACGUCAAGAUCGCUUGCGGGCCGAUCGCGAAGCUGCGCAAGAAGGGCUGACAGCGAAACUCGAAAGAGAGCUAGAGGAGAUCAGCGCGCUACAUCAGCGUAUCCAGGAUGCUAUCCAUCGACGCACCGUUCGACCUUCUGCCUACAACGGCUUCCUCGAUCCGAGCGAAUUACUCGAUGAGCUCCUCGAAGCGAAAGACAAGCAACUCGCACUGCGAGACACUCCCGCAGCACUGCUUCACGAGAUCAGUACUGUUGCGCUUCAGCGCAUAGAGUCAACGCGGUUCUCUCUCUCGAGCGUCCCUUCAGAUAUCAUGGCACUCUACCCAGAAAAACAAGUUCGCAGCUUCCGUGUUCUACGCGUGCAAGACUCUGUCGUCACUCGGCCUCGCUCUCACGAAGCUUUGCUGACGGUAUGGGAUAUCAAAGAGCUGGGUGUUGAUUUCCAGGUCGGUCAGAAGUAUUGGGUCAGUCAGCUCUGGCCUGCUUCCCCAAACUCGUGGCACAAAUCGAAAACCAUCUCUCUCAAGACGACCAAGAGUACUCGAUGGCGCGCUCAUUAGCAUGUGGCAGACUGUUGAUUGUGAGACUAUUGCAUAUGACCCGAAGAUUGAAGCUCGCGGAUCUUUCGC
Molecule: messenger RNA, 2962 nt
Organism: Mixia osmundae IAM 14324
Lineage: Eukaryota; Fungi; Basidiomycota; Mixiomycetes; Mixiales; Mixiaceae
Exons: 3
Coding region: 8-2893 (961 amino acids)
Biological process (GO): regulation of DNA-templated transcription; double-strand break repair via homologous recombination
Source: RefSeq, a predicted model, not a curated record